AUGGUAGACCUUGCGAUACCAGGAAAGGACGCUGUGGAGGGCCCUGUUGCUCGUGCGGCAAAGCUGGAUGGACCUCAAUUCACAUCCCGCUCGGCUCGUGGCCCUGCGUCUGAGGCGCAGGCAAAGCCGCACUUGGCCACACACAAUCUGAGCUGGACAAGCAUCGCAGUCUUGUCCUUCUUGACAAUCGCCUGUGCCGCUUUAUCAUCCCGUCUUAUUGCACAGUGCAGAAAAGAAGAGCCUAAUGGCACACAAGCGGGAGCCGAGGUAGGACGAAACGGACUUUUCCUGUUUGCUCAGCUUGCCGGCUUAGGCCUGCAGCUGCCCAAUGCUCGGCAUAGCGCAGGACAUGCUGCUGUACCUGGCUUCAUCAGAAGCGGUACAGUCCUGUAUCAUGCCAGAACAGAUGCGGGCCUGCCCCCCAGUCCGGAAUGGCUCGCUUGGGACGUCGAGAUGAGCUGUGAGCUGCGAGUGGCCUACCUGGUUGCGCUGGAUCGACCGCAUCCCCGAUCUGACAAUGCUCUGUGCAACGCCUCCUCAUCCACCUUCAAGUUGCGAUCAUGGCAAGCAGGCCGUCAGAGAAUGGCACAUGUAAGUGACCCCUCGUCCUUGCAUCCACAGAGCGCACGUAUGCAGCAAGUUGACAGGCGAUCUCGCUCACUCUGCGUCACGCCAGUCCUACACACAUAUGCGCUCCAAAGACCCCUCCGCGUCUUGUACCUUGAUGGGCAAUCAGCCGCACUCAGCGUCGAGCUCGGCGGGACGCAAAGUGCGGAGCUUCUUCUUCGGGGUAAGUCGGUGACGAAAGGGCAUCGCGAGGAUCGCGGACCAGGCACCCCUCGCCAUGAUGAACCAAAUUGGUGGGAUGACUAUGGCAGGGCCGUAAGGCUCUGUCGGUGGGCGAAACGGCAUGGGUCUAUCAUCGAAGCGAUUGUCAGGAUGAACACGGUGAGAGCCCGGGCGCCGUACGAGCCAAGAUUGCUCAGACGUUGACUCGAAGCCUGCAUAUCGUCCUGGCCUGCCUUACGGCACAAAUAGGGCUUGUAAGUCUGUGCUCGCUAUGGAGCUCAGUCGGGUCUAUGCUAAGCUGGUCUCUCUCCAUCCGCCACAGCGAAGUCCUUAUGUGUGAUCUCACAUCAUCUGCUCUCAAGCCACUCAAUCACCUCAACAUCACCGUUCCGGGCACCCCGCCCUUUCCAGCCCACAUGAGAAAGGGCAAGCACAGACCUAAGGGGCCGCCUCCAGGUCAUGCCGACCGGACUCAUCGCCGCAAAGCCCACGCAAAGAAAGAAAGAGGAGGAGGACAUGGUCGAAGACCCCAUGCAGCUCACCGGCGUCACGAACACAAAGAGCACCCCGCAAAUCAUGAACAUAUGCGCCACCCUGAUCACCAAGAUUGGAGUCGUUCAAAGUCUCACAAGCACAGCCAACGUCGAUUUGUUGAUGACGGACAGGCUACACAUUGCACCGACGCGGUGUACGGACCACCAUCUUCUUUACCGGAUCUGCCUCAUGGAAUGAGAGGGCAUGUCUCUGAUGACCGGCCGGGUGGGCAUCCCUCAGAUGGUCCUUAUCCCAAGAGACCACGGGGCCCUCCGCCUCGCGGACUGAAGUCGUGAGUAUGUAGUACCGCGGUGCGUCGCAAUGAUGCACAAAACGAUUUUCGUUGACCUCGGCAGCUUCAUCCGCACCACAGUCCUUUGCUGGCACGGGGCUCUUUCGAGUGGCUUCGCAGCGCUACAGCACGGAACACUUCUCCACAACCCAGUCUUGUGCUGGACGCUGGCUUCGCAACAACUUUGUAUGCUCCAGAUUACUCGUCCCUCGAUUCUGCACGAUUCAACAAGGAUGGCCGCCCUCGUAGGAUGAGAAACCACCGAAUUUGGGGGGAGAUUUCCCAGCACGAUGCGGAAAAAUGGCAAAGGGCUGUGGCGAAAAAUGUCGAGGCUUGGCACAGGACGCAUGAGCCGCGCAUUUUCGCUUGGUAUCGGAGGCCCAAAGUGCAUCUGGAAGCUGACUGGUCUGAAAAGGCCAGAGGGGUCCAGGAGCAUUGGGGAAUGAGACUGGAGUCGAUCGCACGUCUACUGCAAGACGCCACAAUGUCGCUCUACCAGCAGCACAACGCCUCGGCUCGCGCGGCCACGCCCAUUGCUAAAGCGUCGGCGGCUGCUCAAAUUUUUGCCGAGGUCACUCAGGUUGUCGAGGAGAUCAACGUACUGACCUACUCUCUCCUGGCGCAUGCUCUCGUGGGUCCGACUGUCCCUUGGCCGCGCUCCAGUGCAAGCCCAGAUUCAGAUACCACCCGUGCAGAAUGGAAGACGGGGCUUUUAGAGCGAUGCGCUGGGGAAAGAUUGACCGACAAUACUAGCAGGACUGCUCGUGAGGGACCCACAUCAAGCCUGUGGAACGCUGCCAUUCUAUCUACACAAAAGGUUCUCUGCUACAUGACGAUCGAGCUGUUCGACGAGACUCUGUCACGUCGAUUUGCUGCUGCACGUCCAGAAGCGUUGGAUGCCCAGAACACGCACGACGCUGGAUGGCUGCAUCGCUGGGAAGAUCGUCUGGACACGCUACGCUCUGAGCUCGAGUGGAGUUCGUGGGACACUUGCCCCGAAGCCUGCGGAGCAGAUGUGAGUUUCGCUCUGAACUGUGACGCAUGCGCCAUAUCGCUCACGAGCUUCCAAAUUCUCCCUCUUGCGGUGCAGUCCUUCUGCUACAUUCCAUCAUGGCCACUGUCGAUGUUCAUGUCGGCUGGCCCACCCCCUGGCCCACCGCCCGACGAUCCCGGUCCUGGCGGUCCGAAUCCCCUGCGCGAAGGCGCCAGCGUUGGUGGAUGUGUCCCGCAUCGCGAUGGCGUGGAGUCACCGGAAAUGCACCAGAAACACAUGGCACAGCAUCGUAGCGGUAGAGAUGGUGAUCGAAAAGGCCUCCCUCAUCACCCAAGCGCGCGAAAUGGCGUUUUCUUUUGGAGGCACCUGGCUCCGCGUUGGGCUCUCAAGAUGGCUACUUCAGAGCGCGGCCACCCUCAGAACAUGUACAAGCAACUGGCUCAUUCGCAUCGACCCAUCUGGAAGGCGAAUGA
Ceraceosorus bombacis is the source of this 3082-nucleotide messenger RNA. NCBI's taxonomy places the organism in Eukaryota, Fungi, Basidiomycota, Exobasidiomycetes, Ceraceosorales, Ceraceosoraceae. The record is from the annotation of a GenBank genome assembly.